CGCCACUCGGAAAAUGGAGUAAAUAAAAUGAUGGCACAGUUGGGGGUGUGGGGGGGAAGGAACCUCCCACUGUAGGCGUUUCUCCUCUGUGAGUGUAUACUGAGACAAUACCGUCAAUGAGCUGCACUUUUCCCACGUUUCCUCUCCAGCAGCAGCAGCAGCAGCACCGCCGACAUUUUCUGCCCGCUGGCGGAGAUGUGUUGAAGCAAGUGUGAGUCACUCAGAGAGCAUUAAUAAAGCCCAGCGACACGCCUGGCCCAGAGGUUAGGCUGUCUGAUGAGGUGUGCUACAGCCGGGAAAAGUUGCUUCCAGUCAGUGUUUUACUCACAGCCGGACUAGCGAACCUUUGAUUUUUCCAAUUCUGCCUUCCCCUCCUCGGAUAUAAGCGAACAGCUCACUGUGGAUAACUCCUACAGUGUGUUCCCACUCUGGAAGACACAGUAAGUUGAUGUGUUGGGACACAAUGUCUUCCCCCCGCUGCUUCCUGCUGCUGCUGCCAUGCGUCCUGCUGGUUCUGCUGGUCCAGUUUCCUCAGGCUCAGUCCAGACCGGCCACAGAGGACACAGACACAGCUGACGCAGUUAAAUCCUCUGAAGACGAAGAAGACGAUGAGUCAUCCUCGGAGGAAAAUAAACUGUCCAAUGAAUUGUCAACAAGCAACGAAAAGUUCCAGUUGUUGGCGCCGCAGUGGGUGAUGCCAGAGAAGAUGGAGAAGCAGCUCCACGCCGUUCCUGCCAGUAAGACCGUAAAGUUUCGCUGCCAAGCAACUGGAAACCCCGUUCCCUCCCUGCGCUGGUACAAGAACGGGAAAGUUUUCAGGAAGGACCAAAGAAUCGGAGGGUUCAAGAUCAGAGACCACAUGUGGACUCUUAUAAUGGAGUCAGUGGUUCCAUCUGAUAAAGGCAACUACACCUGUGUGGUGGAGAACGAAUACGGGAGUCUCAAACACACCUACCUGCUGGAUGUAGUUGAGCGCUCUCCUCACCGGCCGAUCCUGCAGGCGGGUCUGCCGGCGAACCAAACCGCAGUUGUUGGCGGUGACGUGGAGUUUGUGUGUCGAGUGUUCAGCGACCCGCAGCCUCACAUCCAGUGGCUCAAACACAUCACCGUCAACGGCAGCAGAGAGGCGCCGGACGGACACCCGUAUGUCCUCGUUCUCAAGACUGCAGGUUUGAACACAACGGAUAAAGAAAUGGAGGUUUUGAUUCUGAGGAACGUAACUCUGAACGAUGCUGGAGAGUACACCUGCCUGGCAGGAAACUCCAUCGGAGUCUCCCAUCAUUCUGCAUGGCUCACUGUAGUCGAUGACCUGCCCCCCUCCCCGCUGCCCUCUCAGACGUACUUGGAGAUCUUCAUCUAUUGCCUUGGGUUUUUCAUCGUCAUCAUCCUCACAGCCACAGCGGUCAUCUGCAGACUCUGCUGCGCCCCGAAGAAGAGCGACUUCAACAGCCAGUUAGCGGUCCAAAAGUUAGCCAAGAGCAUUCCUCUGAAGAGACAGGUGUCAGUCGAGUCCUCGUCCUCCCUUCAGUCAGGGAUGUGUUUGAUGCGUCAGUCUCGUCUCUCCAGUGCAGCCACCACCAUCCUGGCAGGAGUGUCGGAGUACGAACUUCCCUAUGAUCCUGUCUGGGAGCUGCCUCGCGACAGGCUGACUCUGGGGAAGCCUCUGGGAGAAGGCUGUUUUGGUCAGGUGGUUCUGGCGGAGGCUGUUGGGAUCGACAAAAAUAAACCCACUCGCCUCACAAAGGUGGCUGUGAAGAUGCUUAAAGCGGACGCCACAGAGAAGGACCUGUCUGACCUGAUCUCUGAAAUGGAAAUGAUGAAGAUGAUUGGCAAACACAAGAACAUCAUCAACCUGCUGGGAGCCUGCACUCAGGACGGCCCUCUGUAUGUGGUGGUGGAGUACGCCUCGCAGGGAAACCUGAGGGAGUAUCUCCGGGCUCGUCGACCGGUCGGGUUGGAGUACUGGAGCGGCUCCAGGCAGGCUUCUUUGGGCAGCUUGGAGAUCAGGGAGCUGGUGUCUGCUGCGUACCAGGUGGCCAGAGGAAUGGCGUACCUCGCCUCAAAGAAGUGUAUCCACAGAGACCUGGCAGCCAGGAACGUGCUGGUCACAGACGAUAACGUGAUGAAGAUAGCCGACUUCGGCCUGGCCCGAGAUAUCCACCACAUCGACUACUACAAGAAGACCACCAAUGGUCGUCUGCCGGUGAAGUGGAUGGCGCCAGAAGCUCUAUUUGACCGCAUCUAUACGCACCAAAGUGACGUGUGGUCGUUUGGAGUCUUGCUUUGGGAAAUCUUCACCCUCGGGGGGUCUCCUUACCCCGGAGUCCCCGUGGAGGAGCUGUUCAAGCUGCUGAAGGAGGGGCAUCGCAUGGAAAAACCCUCCGCAUGCACUCAGGAGCUGUACCUGAUGAUGAGAGACUGCUGGCACGCCGUCCCAUCUCGCAGACCGACUUUCCAGCAGCUGGUAGAAGAUUUAGACCGCACCCUUUCUCUCAUGGCCAACCAGGAGUACCUGGACCUGGCCGUUCCUCUGGUCCAGUAUUCUUCGGUCGGCUCUUCUGCCUCGGCUCAUUCCUGUAACUCCACAUAGGCGUCCUGGGACCUUUUCCCUUCCCGGAUCACCUACAUCCCGUUUCCUCUGCUGCGCGGGGCGGCGGCAGUCCCAGACGAGGCCCGACGGAGGAGCUCAGACAAGCUGCUUCACUGUCGUCUAUCACAGCAGCAGCCUGAUGUGAAGAACAGCUGGACUGAGCUGGACUCCCCAGCAAGGCCUCAGGAAGCAGCUCGCACACCAUCUCAUUCAUAAAGGGUGUAAAGACUGAGUUCACCCACUGAUAGAAGACUGUGAGAGCUGGGUUUGGCUCCUGUACUGCCUAUUGCAUUAGUGCUUUGCUAAUGUUAAUAAUAAUGUUCUCAGUGUGAAUACUGUAAAUAAUAGUUUGUGUUAUAUGGAAGACCAAACUGGAUAUAUAAGAGAAAUAUGAAAUGAAAGAGAGAUGUAAAAGGGAGAAAUAGGUACUAAAAAACAUAAAGGAAUGAAUAAAAUAAACAAAAUAUAUAUAUAUAAAUAUGUAAAAACAUAUAUUUCAUAUUCAUUUUACUUUUUACCGUUGCAUUUGGAUUUAUUUUUCCAUCAGCAGACUCCCUAAUGCCUCUGGAAAUAAUUUAUUACUCAUUUAUAGAUUUAUUUUUCAAGUUUUCUUUGUGCGUUUUCCACCAAAAUGUAUGUAUUUCUCAGUCAGGUUUGGUCCUUCGCAGUAAUGUCAUGUUGCCAAAGAUGAUGUCUGACAGUGUUACAGUUCAACAUUGCACUUAUCCUCCAGCUGAUUGCAGCCUGCCGUUUGCAGAAAAUCUAGCUGAAUGUGUAACUGAUUAACAGUAUUAAAAUCCUUUUUGAAUUUUUA
Messenger RNA from Siniperca chuatsi (mandarin fish), 3404 nucleotides. RefSeq names its product fibroblast growth factor receptor 1b (gene fgfr1b). The transcript is spliced from 17 exons. The coding region runs from base 449 to 2590 and encodes 713 amino acids. Gene Ontology annotation, biological process: positive regulation of cell differentiation; positive regulation of kinase activity; fibroblast growth factor receptor signaling pathway. Gene Ontology annotation, cellular component: membrane; signaling receptor complex. The record is from RefSeq and is a predicted model, not a curated record. Gene Ontology annotation, molecular function: fibroblast growth factor receptor activity; fibroblast growth factor binding; ATP binding. Lineage: Eukaryota; Metazoa; Chordata; Actinopteri; Centrarchiformes; Sinipercidae.